UACUAACAACAUUCGGGGAAAUCAAUGAGACACACUGCUAUAAAAAAACACACACUGCUAUAAAAUAUUAUUUACAUUAAGAAAGGUUGCAUUAAAGCUAUUGCAUUAUUGACUUCUUAUCCAUUUGCAUAUGUCUUUCAUUUUGCUUUAACACAUAUGACUUAGUCAUAUUGAAUCUAAAAAAAAAUCCAUGUUUUACAUUUGAUUUGUGGUGCAGACAUAAGAACAGACCAGAGAAUAUAAAAGCCUGAGUGGUAAAAGUUUUGUUCUGUAUUUCAACAGUGCAUUAACAUAUUCCUGUAGUCUAAGGCCUGUCACAUCUUUUGUAAUAUUUUUUAUUUUGUAAUCAAAAUGGUUAAAAAGCACUUUAAAAGGAGUCUUAUAGAGUUUUUCAGUGUGGUUUCAUUUGCUGGUUAUCUAAGAUGGUGACUUUUUUGCAUUGAGAGCAUCACUUGAGGGUUUUUUUUAACAACUUGUCUUUUUGUUUCUUUGUAUUUGUGUUUUACAAUUUUUAAACAUCCUGCUGAAAUUUUACUGCUAGUUGGUGCUUUCAAUUCAGGAGUUUGUGCAGUAAAUAAUAACCAAAUAAGUACAGUUUGGUAGUGGUCAUAUUGAUCCUUUCUCUUUGUCUUUCUUGAACUUUUGGAACAUCUGUCUUAAAGCAAACAUUACAUUCAACACCUUCCACCUGUUAAUUUGAUCAUUUAUUGAGACUUGUUUUAUAGCACAAUGCCAUAUAAGUACAUUUUAUCAUGUGUGUUAUUAUAUACACAUGCACUGUAUAUUAUAUUUAUAGUCAGCUGUAUUCUCAAUUUAUUUUGCCAUCACUUUCCCUUGAACUAUUUUUUAUUUAUCUGGUUAUUUCUAUUAAAAAGCUUAAUAGACAUGUUAAACCUUUAUUUCUAUCACUAUGUCAACGUGUUUGAGUGACAGUUAGUUUAGAAAUAUAAAACAGUCAUCAGUCUGUAGGACAGAAAGUGUCAUUUCAUGCCCGGGCACAUUUCACUUUAGUGUUUUUCUUUCCCAGACCUGAGAGUAUGGUCUGUCAUCUGCAAUCUACUCCGAAAGCUCCCAGUGUCUCCGAGGCCCAAUCAUUUGAGUUGCCUAAGUCUGACUUGGGUGUGGUUGAGAAGACGCUUUUGAGUGCAGCUUCACAAACUAUUACCUCAUCUGUCAAAGUCAGCGCAUUCACUUCCCCCUUGGCUGAGGUCAAGUGCAUCCUGUCACAGGAGUCAACAGAGAUGAAGUCAAUAUUCACGGAAAACGAGGAGAACUUAGAGCUACAAAUCGAGCCUACAAAUUUGCACAAUAAUCAAACAGAUCAGAUUGAGAAAGAAAUUAACCUUGACUCAGAGGUGACAUUUAGCCCAGAAAAUAUUAAUUUUGAUCAGGGGUAAGUCUAGCAUGACAUAGCAUGGCUGCGUUAAGUGUUUCACCAUGCAUGUACAUUAACUGAGCAGUUCUUAUAGGUGUUAGCUUUAAUUUUAGAGCAUGCAUCUGUUUUCCUUUGUGUAAACAUGCAGUGUUGGUCAUUUUACUUUUGUCUAUGAAACACUACUUUAUCUGACAUGAAUUUCGCUCUCCCUGUCUCUCAGAGAAAAAAACCUUGGUGCUUUUCUUCCCUUUUGUCCAACACAUAUUUCCCCUUCAUCACAAUUCACAUCAACAUGUGACACAGAUCAAAGUCAAAGUGGAGUUUUGCGUGUCGUCGAAUCAACUAGUAUAAGAGAGGAAGUCAAUAAUAUGCCAAUUAACUCUAACAAAUCAGAUCAGGACUAUGAAGCUGUGAAACCUAUUGUGGAUAUGUCUGGAUGUUCUGAUAAGGCAGACAACAGAUCACAAUCUGGACUGAUCCAUAAGGCAGAAAAAGAAGCAGAUGAUAGUGAGCCAUCGCAAUUUUUUCUGUCUGAUGUUUCUGGAUUUCUAUCUGUGGAGGAUAUUAAAAUGAAAGCGGAUGUACAGUGGCCUAAAGAUGAAAGUCUGCUACAAGAGGAGAGCCAAGAAAAAAGAAUAAAAACAGUGGCCCCUAAGGAUACAGAAUAUCAAGACAGACAAGGUUCUGGACACAUGGAUAACCCACAGUUAAGUGAGAGUACUAUUCUCUUUCUUCAGUUAUCAAAGGAUGAUAAUUCCAAAAUAUGCAGACAGCCAGGCAUGGUUAGUAUUCUACCAUCGUGCCCAAAAGCUUCACUUAUACCUGGCUUGCCAUCCUUAUAUUCUACAGAUAAUGCCAUAAAAUGGCAAUUAACCGAAGGAUCAAAAAGAAUAAUGGCAUGCAAAAAGGAACAAGCUAAGAAUAUUCACAAUUCAGGAAUACAGCAUCAUGACAAUAAAAUACUGAAUGAAAAUAUUUUACUAAAGCCAACUUGCUCAAAAACGGUCAGCAUUCCAGGAUUUCCAUCUGUGCCCCUCGAUACUAAGGACAUACCAAGUAGUAUUAAUUUCCUUCCAACUUGUCCUAAAACGUCAAGAAUUCCUGGCCUACCUUCAAAACUACAAUUUACAAUCUCAGAACAUGACAGCUGGUCCAAGAGUAACAUCAUGUUGUGGGAAAGAAAACAUUGCAAAAAAAAAGUGCAAAUCCUCCACUCAUUUUCAGAGAGCUCAGAUAUGAUUAAGGCAAUGAUUCAGCUUAGACCGUCUUGCUCAAGAGCAUCAAAGGUUGCUGGAUUUCCAUCUACCGCAACAUCCAUACCACAAAAACCUCCAUGUAUCGUAAAUAUGUUACCAUCUUGUCCAAAAAUUUCCAGUAUUGCAGGGUUUACUUCAUUGUUUCUCUGUACUGAACAAGAUGUUUCAUCCUGCCCAUUUGACAGCACACAAUUAUUUGUUAUGCAAUCCAAGAAGGAUAACGUAAGGUCUAUUCAUAACGUGGGAAAGCCAUAUGAUGAUAUUACACAAGUGAGAAAUAUGUUUUCUCUUACAUUAACAUGUCCAGCAACUGCUGCUCCUGGUUUUCCCUCUAUACCAAAAGAUAUUGAAAAACUCCCUAAUAUGUUUAAUCUAAGUCCAUCUUGUCCCACAACUUCAAAAGUUUCUGGCAUGCCUUCGAAAUUGCUAUUAACUGAGUUAGAUGGUGAACAUAAGUAUAAGGAUAAUGUAAUACUGUUGAAAAGACAACUGAGGAAAAGUGACCCACACGUUCUUUUUAUAUCCACAUAUUAUGCAGUAUCAGCCAAAUCAAUGAGUCUUAUAAGGACCACGUGUUCAACACAAUCAAAAAUUCAUGGAUUUCCAUCUGCCCCUAAGCAAAGACCUCAUUAUAAAGACCCACAUAUUGUAAAUAUGAUGCCAUCUUGCCCAAACAAUUCAAAGAUUGUUGGCUUCCCAUCCAUAACUGUUAGAACAGAUCAAGAUAUUCAGAAAUGGAGAUUAAGCAAUGAACAAAUUACUAAAAUGCCAAAGAAGAGACAAAGAAGGGACAUUAUUCUAAGUCAAGUUUUGGACACAUUUGAAGAAGACACUGAUUUUACAAAGACUAUGGUGACCUUAAGGCCAUCAAUCCCGCAAAAAGCACAUUCUCCUGGCUUUCCAUCCUUAUCGCCACAAGACCAUCAGUACUCGCAGUGCAUGAUUAAUCUUCUUACCUCUUGUCCAAAAGCUUCUUGUGCUCCUGGAAUACCAUCUGUUCUCAACACCGAAUCUUUUUCUGAUAAAUGGCCAGUGGACACCGAGCCAUUAUGGAUCAAAAGAAUCAUGAAUACAUCUUACUGUUCCAUACUUUUAUUUCCACCUCAGUAUGAGAAAAUAGACAACAAAGAUGGCAUACAAAGUAUAGUUCUAUUAAAACCAUCUUGCCCAAGAAAAGCAAAAAUUCCUGGCCUUCCAUCUGCACCACCACCAAUAUCAGAAGAGCAUAUUAUGGUUGAAACCUGUUUCCCAAUGCGGUUAGGGUCAUCUUUCAUCUCAAGCUUUUCUAUGACACAAGUUCCUAUAAUUCUAACAGAGGAAAAUGAACCUUUGAAGAAGUGUGAUAUUGUUAUGCAGCAUUUAACAAACAAUUCUGCUGUAAAUGAAGUGACUCAUAUCAAUACAAAUGAAAUGAACACUAGUUCACUGGAGGAGACAAAUGUGGAUAUAGGAUUAUGGCCAGGAAGUGAUGAAGGAGAAAAGGGAAUUCUGGAGAAUGGGUAAGUUUGGGACAGUUUUGCAAUGUAGAAAAUGUUUUACAGUCAGUGGAUAGUGCACAGAAUAAUUUUUUAUAAACUUUGUGUUCAGCAAAGUAGACUGCAGAAUGUGGCACUCGCUACCUUCAGACAUGUCAUUGUUACUCACUGCUGGAGAGAGAACUGAAUGCACAGAUGCCAAGUUCCCAACAACACACACAGAACAAUCUGCUUGUGAUGAGUAUGCAACUGAGAACCUGACACAAAGACCAGAGCAAUUUGCAUCUAGAUAUGAGGAUGAAAAAGAGAGAGUGGAAGACAUGUGUAAUUUGGAACCCUUAGUGUGUAAUACUCAGUCCAAACUACAGCAGGCCCAGUGGGUACCCAACAUGGCUGAUCUUUUUCCAUCAUGUCCAAAAGUUUGUAAGAUCCCUGGAUUUCCAUCUACAGCUUUGACAAUUGCUUAUGAGACAGAGGGAAUGGACUGGUCCAGAGAUGCAUAUAUAUUGUGGAGAAAGAUAAUGGGAACAAAAAAAGUAGAACCCAUUCAGUACAUCUCUCAGUAUGAUAAAGAAAUGCUUGGAAAUAUGGUAUCUUUGGCUUAUUCAUGUCCCGGUAAAACAAGUAAUAUAGGUUUUCCUUCUGUCAUUAGCAGAGAAACAUUAGAAAUAUCUGCUAUAUCUACAUCUUGUUCCAAGAUAUCCAGAGUAGCAGGUAUAUCAUCAGGCUCCCUAAUUCAAGAGGACAAGCCUCAUGUGGAGUGGCUAAACAGGAAAGAAUGUUUUUGGGACAAGCCAGCAAAGGACAAAAUGGCCCUCAUCAGAAAUAAACCAGUACAAUAUACUGAGAUUUCCAGUAUAAUGGGGGCUAUUGUUCCAACUUGCCCUCAGAUAGCACUCAUUCCUGGUUUUCCAUCUGUACCAUGCUCCAAAAACAGAUGGAAGGGUGGAACCUUGGAAACUAUUUUGUCAACAUGUUCAACAGUAUCUGAAGAGUCAGUAGCUCCUGGGCAUUUAAGAAAGGCAUUAGAAGCUCAGGCAGAUGGAUUAUCCAUUACAUUAAAACUUCAGGCAAACGUGGUUCAGAGUAUGUCAAGGCUUUUUCCAGCAUGCCCAACGAUCUCUCGAAUUCUUGGAUGUCCAUCUAUACAAGAAUCAUAUAAUCUAGAGUGGGGCCAUUAUCAGAAGCUAUAUGUAAGCAAACCAUUAAACGAAAAAACAGUUAACUUUACAGAAGCUGUUAAGCAUGCAGAUGAUGUAUAUAAAAAUAUGACUUUAUUACCAACAUGCCCAAUUGCAGCAUGCUUUUCAGGUUUUCCAUCUGCAAAGCAAAGUAAAGGCCAGGAGCCAAACAUGCAAAACAUUCGUCCCACUUGCCCAAUGCUUUCCUAUAUAGCUGGAUGUCAGAGCAUACAGAUCCUCUGGUCAUCAACAUGGCCAACCAAACAAAUCAUUCUAAUGGACAGGCAAACUAAGAAUCCUACAUUAAUUAUAAACCAAGCAAAAGAGAAAACGAUGCUUGAAAGCAAUGUUGCUUUGCUGCCUACUUGUCCAUUUAAAACCUGCAUUUCAGGUUUCCCAUUUGUACCAGAACCAAAAAUGCAAAAUAUGUUUCCCUCUUGCCCCAAAAGGUCUAACAAUGUUGGAUUCCCUUCUAAAGAGGAACAGUGUCUGUAGAUUGGUUAGUUGAUAGUCUGAACAUAAUUCAGUUCUGCUGCAGUGCACAGACACAUAAGUUAUUUUUUAUUGAGGACAAACUAUAUGAGACUAGAGACUCAAUGAAAGGUAUGUUUGCUUUAGCUCCAACUUGUCCAACACUGACAGUAAUACCAGGAUUCCCAUUUGCACCAAAAACUAAAGUGUCUCAAAGUAUGGUAAAUCUUCAGCCAUGUAUUCCAAAAUCUUCAAGAAUUGUUGGACUUCAAUCAAGAGAGAAAACACAUACACAAUUAUGGCUUUUAGAAAAAAAGCCUUUGUGGGAGAAAUUAUCAAAAACAGAAUCAGAUAUUCUUGACCAAUGUUACCUUUCCUCCCUAUUUGAAAAGUUAGACCACAAUUACACUUUGAAGAAAAUGGCUGCUUUGGUGCCAACCUGCCCAAGAGAAGCUCAAUCCCCGGGCUUUCCCUCUAUACCUUAUAUCAAAGUUGAUCAAUUCUAUUUACAAACAGAGCCAGACAUAAUAAGUGUACUGAAUUCUUGCCCAGGUGUUGCUCUUGUUCUAGGAUUUCCUUCGGUACAUUCAAUUGACUUAGCGGAGUCAUCAUGGAAAGUUCUGAAGAAUCCAAUAUGGGCUAAACCUGAACGAAACACAAAAUCAAUUUUCCUUUCAAGUACAACAAAGCAUUAUGACCAAUGUCUAAGAAUUAUAUUGCUUGCACCAACAUGCCCUGAUAAGGCUAGAAUUCCUGGAUUUCCAUCUGUGACAAAGUUAACAUAUGCAAUGACUGCUCUCCUAUCAUCUUGCUCGUACGAAUCGAAUUUACCUGGAAUGCCAUCUAGGAAAGAUAUACCCCAAGAUUUUUCUCCAGUCGACAGAAUGUCUCCUUUGAUGCAUUUUGGAGAAAAACCAUUAAAGUCAAAGACACUUUUGGUUUCUAAUGAUUUUCCUACAGUGGAGGAUAAAACAGUUAUGUCCACUCUGGUAUACUGUUGUCCAAGAAAAGCAAGAAUUCCUGGAUUUCCAUCAGUACCUUCUAAACCUUCUACCCAAACUGGCAUGUCUGAACCAAAUCCCAACCAAACCCAGAUCCAAACAGAUUCUGAAAAGGCACUGUGUGAAACACCUAAUAAGAUAGACAAAUUGGACUUAACUGGUGAUUUCAAACUAUCUGAUAAAUCCCCAGAAAUAAAAAAGUCCAAAGAAAUCCAUGAAGGAAGUCCACUGCAAAAAAUGCAGUCCCUGGAAGAACACACUGCUGAGCAGUCAUCACCAAGCAAAACCCAUGUCACUACAGACUUCCCAGAGAUUGAUAUAGCAUCUGAAUGGGAGGUACUUGAUGCAGAGGAUCCUUUUACAGAAAAUGAAGGAUCUUCAGGUCUUGUUGAAACCAUAGUUGGUGUUUUUCACAAAGGUUUUGAGACAGUAGCCGCAAUGUUGCAUCCGUCUGGUUUUGAAGCGGAUGUGGAUUCCCCCUGUGGUUUAGUGGAUCCUGAAAACACUAUUAGUGUGAAACCCAGACAGCCGCAGUGUGAACCUACUGAGGGGCCAAUUCUACAAAAAACAUUACAUGUUUCAUCAACUGAACCUCAAGAGUUUUAUUUCCCUGUAAGUCUUGAACCAUACAAAUGGCGCUUGGCUGACAGUCGAUCUGAGACCUCCUUGUGCUCUAAAGAUGUGGAAAGCUGGCUUACUGGAAAUAAAGAACAUAGCCAAAUGAAGAAAUGGCCUCCAUUAACAGAGGCAGACCUACAUGAGAUUACCCAAGAUCAGAAAGAAAAUGUCCCACACACUUUACUUCAAAUUAGUGAACAAACCAAAAAGAAAAUGUUUAACCUUGAGGGGAAUACUGAAGAGUUUCUAGAUGAGCCAUACUUGAAAGAGAAGGGGCCUCAGAAUCAAAGUGCUCAAGAGAUCUCUGCGCUUAUCCAGGCUACAUGCAACAAGCAUCGGAGAGAAGAGUUAAGGACAUUCUCUGUAACAUCCCCACAGAAACAUGCUGGGGCUAGAAAGGACGAGACUAGUCAACCUCCACAAAUGCAGGAGACUAGUAGAAACUCUUGGCUUCAAGAAUCGUCUUCGGUGGAAGUCCUGAAGGACAAAAGACCAAUUUCUCCUUGUCCAAAUGCAUCAAUGGCUUCACCUUGUGGCAGCAAAAUAAACAGCAGUUUGACUGACGAAUCCUUACACACUAAGGAACGUGUAUCUGUUGUUAGCCAGACUGAAUGUCUAUCAGAUAUAUCUCAAAACAAAACUAGAUCUAUCGUUGACGAUAAGAAGUUGGACAAUUCUGUUACAAUUGUAGAUAAAGAUUUUACUACUAAACCCUUGGAGCAGAGUCCCACUGUUCUACCUGUUCCAUUGCCUCGGGUUAAGAAGCGCCUUAGUGCCUCUUUACCAGAUGAGUACAGUAUAGAAAGUGGUAUGACUGAAAUAAGCACUGGUUGUAUUUGCGCCUCAGACAAUAAUGAGAUGUCAAGUCAUGCAAAAGUGUCUGACCUUUCUAAAGGUAGUGAUGCUGAAAAUAAAAUAAAAUUGCGGAAAAGGAAUCAAGUGUCGCCUGCAAACAUGUCUGACUCUGAAAUUGACAUGAAAGUAAUUACUGAUGUGCAGCCUGGCAAAGAGACAAAAGAUGAAAGAAGGCCAGAGCAAACUGCAUCUGAACUGCAAGUGAAGUCAGUAGAUCAAGUCAAGCCCACAGAACCCCUACUGCCAAUGGCACGUGUGAGGAAGCGUUACAGUGCUUCUUUUAAUGAUGACGUUCCAUUUCUCCAUGAUCAAGGACAAAAAGAGGCACAUCCACCAGUUCCGGCUCCUCGUUCAAAAAAACGCCUUAGUGCUACUUUCCCGGAUGAAAAUACUUGUGAAGCGAAACAUGGCGUCUCUUUUAUGGAUCAAACUGAAAGCACAAAACCACUCGUUUCAGGAAAAGAGUCUUCGUUAGAGUUUAUUAAAAAGACUGCCGAUGGGCUUGAGCUAGGGGGUAACAAAUCUUUUAGUAGCGCAUUAGUUACAGCCUGUCCAGAGACUUCCUCCAUUAUUUACCUCCAUCCUUCUGCUGAAGCCUUACCUGUAAGUGAGACUGCCACAAGCAAUGUUCCUGAAAAUGUGGGUAACAUACAAAGACAAGAAGGGAGAUCCAGUGAGGAAAAUCAGGAUGUAGAAACAACUGUGAAGAAUGUUAAUCAGGGAAAAGGAGAAGAUAAGGUUCAUUUGGCUACUGUGUCUUUAAAUGAAACUGCUGCUACAUUAGAUUUAAAGAGACAAGCCAUCAAGAUUCUUCAAGCCAGCCUGUCCCCAGGCCUCGUGUGAAGAAACGUGCUUCAUUCCCAGAUGAUGCCUCGGUUUCCAUUGAUGAUAAAACCCCUCCAGAGAUGGGUUCAACUAGCAACAUUAGUCAGUCAGUUCUCAGCAAAAAGAAAUCAGAGACAGAAGCCAUGGUUCAUCAUGCAA
Messenger RNA from Silurus meridionalis, 9216 nucleotides. RefSeq names its product EH domain binding protein 1-like 1a (gene ehbp1l1a). The transcript is spliced from 7 exons. Lineage: Eukaryota; Metazoa; Chordata; Actinopteri; Siluriformes; Siluridae. The record is from RefSeq and is a predicted model, not a curated record. The coding region runs from base 5884 to 9075 and encodes 1063 amino acids.